Molecule: messenger RNA, 1683 nt
Organism: Mya arenaria
Lineage: Eukaryota; Metazoa; Mollusca; Bivalvia; Myida; Myidae
Product: NAD-dependent protein deacylase-like
Exons: 9
Coding region: 84-989 (301 amino acids)
Molecular function (GO): protein-succinyllysine desuccinylase activity; protein-malonyllysine demalonylase activity; NAD+ binding
Source: RefSeq, a predicted model, not a curated record
CGGUAAUCUGUGUCUUUGGGCGCUCGGGAAAAUGGUCUGUUCAUUUUUGAUGAAAGAAUAUUAAUAUUUUUAUUCUUUUUGCAAUGUCAUUGCUGUUAACGCGGAAGUUCGCACAAUACUCAUUAAAUCUUACCGUGAAAAUGGCGACAGAGACACCAAAGCAACCAAGUUCAGACAUGGCAGCCUUUCGAAAGGUGUUUGAUAAGGCCCGCCACAUAGUUGUGCUGACUGGGGCUGGUGUGAGUGCAGAGAGCGGUGUACCAACUUUCCGAGGUGCUGGAGGCUUGUGGCGGAAAUGGAGAGCUCAGGACCUUGCCACACCCUGGGCAUUCCAGGAUAAUCCCUCUCUCGUCUGGGAGUUCUACCAUUAUAGGAGAGAGGUUAUGGGUUCAAAAAACCCAAAUAAGGCCCAUGAAGCUAUAGCAAACUGUGAGAAGAGGCUGGCAAAACAAGGUCGAAGGGUCGUGGUCGUCACUCAAAAUAUAGACGAACUACAUAAGCGGGCUGGCUCGGAAAAUAUCAUGGAGUUACAUGGUAAUCUCUUCACAACUAGAUGUACAAAAUGUGGCCAUAUAGAAAAAAAUCAUGACAGUCCUAUAUGUGAGGCAUUAAGAGGAAAAGGCGAACCUGAUCCCACAGCUGAAGAUGCAAGGAUUUCUCCAGAACUCCUUCCCAGGUGUAAGCAGGAGGGUUGUGGGGCCAUGACACGACCCCAUGUUGUCUGGUUCGGGGAAAACCUGAACGAGGCUCUGCUGGACAGCGCUCAGAAGGAGUUGGAUCUCUGUGAUCUGUGCCUUGUGGUAGGCACAUCAUCUGUGGUGUAUCCAGCCGCUAUGUUUGCACCGCAAGUGGCUAACAGAGGGGUCCCAGUUGCAGAGUUCAACAUAGAACCAACAAGCGUUACAAACAGUUUUGGAUUUCAUUUCACAGGGCCAUGUGGAAGCACUUUGCCUGAGGCCCUGGCGCCCACUGAAAGUGAACCAAAAUAACCAACAUAUUGUUACAUAUGACUGAUAACUAUCAUUGUGUGCUAUUGAGAGGUUCAGCUUGGACUAAAUGUGAUACAAUUUCUGUAAACACAACUGAAUAAUGUUAACCUGUGCUUUCAAUUUUUAUAUAAUAAUAAUUUAUAUAAUAUAUUGUUGUUACAUUUUAUGUCAGUAAUCAGACUUGUAAUUGUAUUUAUUUUCAUUAAUACCGUUCUUCAGUCUGUUGAUAACUUGAGUGUUGCUCUGAUUUUGAAAGCACCAAAGAGCACUAAUGUAAUGUCAGAGAGUACUUACCCUAGGGGUUGAGGUGUCUGGUUUCUACCCCAAGCCCUAGUACUUUCUUAUUGUCUAUUGAUUGGCCAGUUCAAUUUAAACAUGUUAAUUUUACAUUUGUGAAACCAGUCGGAAGCUAUUUUGUUGACCUGUUAUCUCAGUUUUUUGGGUAUGUCAAUUUUUUUCCUAGUUCUGAAUUAAUUCCUAAUAUUUCUAUAUAUUAAAACAAUCCCGCUUAUGUAAACAAACAAAAAAUCGCAAAUAUUAAUAUUUGCAAUAUCAAAGUUGAAUUUCACACAUUUCUUUCUGUCAAACUGCAGGUCGAACUGAAGGUGCUGUUAUAAUUUGGUGUAUAAUUUGUAAUAGUGAAUAGUUAAAGUUGUUUAUUUAUGUACUUUAUGAAGAGACAUUUAUUGCACGU